Sycon ciliatum is the source of this 1164-nucleotide messenger RNA. RefSeq lists its product as uncharacterized. The coding region runs from base 1 to 1164 and encodes 387 amino acids. Gene Ontology annotation, molecular function: catalytic activity. The record is from RefSeq and is a predicted model, not a curated record. The transcript has a single exon. Lineage: Eukaryota; Metazoa; Porifera; Calcarea; Leucosolenida; Sycettidae.
AUGGCCUUCCAGCACCUGGACCGGUUCAGCACGGAACACCUCGAAGUGAUAUGGAUAUCUGUAUCAACAGCUAGCCGGUCCAAGAUUGUUAUCUGUGCACUCUACCGAUCAGGCUCCACAGCCGGGACAGACACCGAGCUGAUCGAAUACCUUGAUACCCACCUAGAUAAGGCCCGCAGCCACGGUGACUAUGUUAUCCUCGCAGGGGACUUCAAUGUCCACAAUGCAGCAUGGCUAGGGAGCACCAAGACUACCUCGGCAGGAGAAGCAGCCGAGGAACUCUGCUAUGUUCAUGGCCUGGAGCAACAUGUCAACAUCCCCACAUGUGGAGACAACACCCUGGACCUUGUGAUGUCUGACUUCAGUGAACCGGCUCAGGUGAAAUGCCAUGCCCCACUGGGGUCCUCUGACCACGCUGUCCUCACCAUGGACUUCCCUAUCUCUGCGUUCCGUGAACCAAAAACCACACGCACUGUCUGGCGGUACAACCAAGCAGACUGGAACCGCCUCUGUCACUUUUUCCUAGCCUAUGACUGGUCAACUGCCUUCACCACCAGCGCUGAUGAGUCGUGCGCUAACAUCACCGAAGUUAUCCUCCAGGGUAUGUCACGUUUCAUCCCAUCCCGGCAACUCACAUCCCGGCCGACGGAUCCAGCUUGGUGGACCCCUGAGUGCACGGAUGCCAUAAAAGCAAAAGAGAGGGCUUGGGCUACUGCCAGAUGGCAGAAGUCAACAGCAGCGCGACAGACAGCCUCAGCAGCCACUCUACGUUGUAAUGACUUCUUCCAGCAUGCCAAGGUGGCCCGCCUGGCUACCCUGUGCACUAAGCUCUCCAAAGCUAGCCUGAGUGACCGCUCGUGGUGGUCUACCAUCAAGCAAGCAGGUGGCAGCAGCAGAAACACGUUCAUCCCAACUCUCACGCCGCAGCCUGGUUUGGAAUGCGUAUCGAAUGCCGAAAAAGCUGAGUGUUUUGGGCAGUAUUUCGCCUCAAAGUGCAGCCUGGGCGCCGACGACUUCCCUGCCAACCAACCAGCGGCUGAUUUCCCCCACGUUGCUCAGCGCACGGCUGAAAAGCUCUCAACGGUUCGGUUCCGCCCUGCCACUGUCAAGAGAGAACUCCAGCGCCUACAGCAUGGUUAUGCCGACAUCCUGGAAGACAGCUAG